CUCUGUGUAACUGACAAAACGCAUCUGGUUUCAAGGCAUAGAUCAAGUACAGAGGCAGGCGCUCCAUGUCCCUGGAGAAUCCAGCUGGGGUGGGAGCCGAGUCUCGGUGCUGCUGGCUCUAUAAAUGAGUGGAGAAAGAAUCCAGAGCAGGAGAGGCUGUGGGGGAGACAAAAGCCUGUCUGUCUUUACAGAUGAAAUUGUCUUGUUCUUGUCUACCCUGAAUGUUUCCCAAGCAUGAAGGUAACAAGCUUAUUCAUUUUGGCAGGAUUCAUGGCAGAGUUUCAAAUCUUCUCAAGAGCCUCCUCGCCAGUUAACUGCCAGUGGGGCUCCUUUGGCCCUUGGUCAGAAUGCAAUGGUUGUACCAAGACACAGACUCGAAGGCGUCCGGUUGCUGUUUACGGGCAGUAUGGAGGCUACCCCUGUGUGGGGAGUGCUUUUGAAACACAGUCCUGCAAACCUGAGCAAGGCUGUCCCACCGAGGAGGGCUGUGGAGAACGUUUUAGAUGUUUCUCAGGUCAGUGCAUCAGCAAAUCCUUGGUUUGCAAUGGAGAUUCCGACUGUGAAGAAGAUGGUGCCGAUGAAGACAGAUGUGAGGAUGCAGAAAGCAGACCUUCCUGUGACACUGAUAAACCUCCUCCCAACGUAGAACUUACUGGCAAUGGUUACAACGUACUCACUGGGCAAUUUAGGAACAGGGUCCUCAACACCAAAAGUUUCGGUGGUCAAUGCCGGAAAGUGUUCAGUGGCGAUGGAAAAGAUUUCUACAGACUGAGUGGAAAUAUCCUUUCAUAUACAUUUCAGGUCAAAAUAAAUAAUGAUUUUGACUAUGAGUUUUACAACAGUAGCUGGGCUUAUGUAAAACAUGAAUCCGGAGAGUCUGAAUCAUCCUCUUCAGGCAAAUCGCUAAUUUACUCUUUCUCCUCUGAUGACCAGAAUCGUAAUUCAGGGGACAACAACAACUACAUGAAAAAGAGCUAUCAAUUGUUGGUUGUUAAGAACAGUGUUGAAGUGGCCCAGUUCAUUAAUAAUAAUCCUGAAUUUUUACAACUUGCUGAGCCAUUCUGGAAAGAGCUCUCCCAUCUUCCCACUCUCUACGACUACAGUGCCUACCGACGGCUAAUUGACCAGUACGGGACACAUUAUCUGCAGUCCGGGUCCUUAGGAGGAGAAUACAGAGUUCUCUUUUAUCUGGAUUCAGGAAAUGUCAAACACAGCGAUGCUGUGUCAAACCAGAGGAAGGAAUGUUCUUCUUCGGCUCUUCGGCUUUAUUUUACGCGUUCAUCAUAUGAGAGAUGCAAGGAACUGGAUGACGCUUUCAAAUUAGCUUCAGGAAACCAGGGCAGGAAGCUUAAAGGAAAACCCUUUGUCAGAGGUGGAGGUCUUGGCUUUGUUUCUGACCUUAGCUUCCUGGAGCUGGAUAAUCCUGCUGGAAACAAAGAGAGGUACUCUUCCUGGGCUGAAUCUGUAACCAGUCUUCCUCAAGUCAUAAAACAAAAGCUGACACCAUUGUAUGAGCUGGUCAAGGAGGUGCCCUGCGCCUCUGUGAAAAGACUGUACCUGAAGCGGGCACUUGAGGAGUACCUGGAUGAAUUCGACCCUUGCCAUUGCCAGCCUUGCCAGAACGGUGGCCUCGCUACCGUCGUGGGGACACAGUGUCAGUGUCACUGCAAGCCGUACACAUUUGGUACAGCGUGUGAGCAAGGCGUCCUUGUGGGCAAUCAAGCAGGAGGGGUUGAUGGAGGUUGGAGUUGUUGGUCUUCUUGGGGCCCCUGCAUUCAAGGGAAGAAAUCAAGGAGUCGAGAAUGCAAUAAUCCCCGUCCCAGUGCAGGUGGAAAGGCCUGUAUUGGAGAAACAACUGAAAGCCGGCAAUGUGAAGACCAGGACUUGGAGCACUUGCGAUUACUUGCACCACAUUGCUUUCCUUUGUCUUUGGUUCCCAAAGGAUUCUGCCCAUCACCUCCUGCCUUAAAAGAUGGAUUUGUUCAAGAUGAAGGUACCAUGUUUCCUGUCGGGAAAACCAUAGUGUAUGCUUGCAAUGAAGGGUAUUCCCUUGUUGGAGAUCCCAUUGCCAGAUGUGGAGAAGAUUUGCAGUGGCUUGUCGGAGAAAUGCGUUGUCAGAAAAUUGCCUGUGCUCCCCCUGUAUUGAUGAAUGGCUUGCAGAGCCACCCCCAGAAGCCCCUUUACACGGUCGGUGAGAAGGUGACCCUCUCCUGUGCAGCUGGCAUGUCCUUAGAAGGUCCUUCAGCAUUCCUGUGCGGCUCCAGCCUCAAAUGGAGUCCUGAGCUGAAGAAUGCCCACUGUGUACAGAAAGACACCACCACUCUCCCACCAGCAGCUCCUGCAUGUCAGCCCUGGGAGAAACGGCAGAACUCGAAGUGCGUCUGUAAAAUGCCCUACGAGUGUGGAUCUUCCUUGGAUGUAUGUGCUCGAGACGCGAGAGGCAGAAGGGUACUGUCUCUGACCGUGUGCAAGAUGCACGUUCUCCACUGUCAGGGAAAAAAUUAUACCCUCGUUGGCAAGGACAGCUGUACUCCUCCUGCAUCAGCUGAGAAAGCUUGUGGUGCAUGUCCGCCAUGGAGCAAAUGUGAUGGUCAGAACAGCAAAUGCGUCUGCAGAGAAGCUUCGGAGUGCCAGGAAGCAGGGUACAGCAUCUGCGUGGAUGUGAAUGGCAAGGAGGAGACGAUGUCCGAGUGUGAGGCAGGUGUCUUAAGAUGCAGAGGGCAGAGCAUCUCCAUAACAGCCAUAAAGCCCUGUGUUGAAGAAGCCCAGUAGGACCCAGGGAGCCUUGGUCCUUUUCAUCAGAGCCUAGUGGUCAAUGGAUGAUGAGUUAAAACAUCUGUAUCUGGUACUUAGAAUACUUUCCCACCAUGAAGGCACCAUCUUUUCUCCUUUCCCUCUGGUAUAUAUUCCUUCCUUCUGUGUUCAGACACCUGUGCAAACAAUCUUUUUGUUUUCCCAAUGGCAUGAGCUACUUAUGAGUUCUUGGAAAAACAUGUUGGUCUUUGACUUUUGUGUGUAUGUGUGUUUGUAAAAUUAAAGGAUGGGACUAGA
Molecule: messenger RNA, 3051 nt
Organism: Arvicola amphibius (Eurasian water vole)
Lineage: Eukaryota; Metazoa; Chordata; Mammalia; Rodentia; Cricetidae
Gene: C7
Product: complement C7
Exons: 18
Coding region: 235-2772 (845 amino acids)
Biological process (GO): immune response
Cellular component (GO): membrane attack complex
Molecular function (GO): protein binding
Source: RefSeq, a predicted model, not a curated record